This is a messenger RNA of Synchytrium microbalum, 834 nucleotides long. RefSeq lists its product as uncharacterized. Gene Ontology annotation, cellular component: SNARE complex; plasma membrane. NCBI's taxonomy places the organism in Eukaryota, Fungi, Chytridiomycota, Chytridiomycetes, Synchytriales, Synchytriaceae. Bases 1 to 834 code for a protein of 277 amino acids. The transcript has 2 exons. The record is from RefSeq and is a predicted model, not a curated record. Gene Ontology annotation, biological process: exocytosis; vesicle fusion. Gene Ontology annotation, molecular function: SNAP receptor activity; syntaxin binding.
AUGUCUCGCUACAGCAGCAACUCUCAACCUCAAUCACGAAACAGUCGACAAGAUUCAGCAAAAUACAUAGAAGAACCUGCAUACGAGUCAAAUCGAGCUUCCAAAUGGUCUGCUGCAGCAGAUAAGGCUACUGGAGGUGGUGGAUUUCAACGAGGAGCGGAAGCCCUAUAUGAUGAGCAAGACGAUUAUGAGGACUUGCAAGUUCGUACAAGGGACAUUCAGCAGGAGAGUUUAUCAUCUACUCGUCGAGCUCUUAUGAGAGUCAGGGAGACUGAAGUGGUAGCUCAGUCCAAUCUUUCGAAGGUGUCUGCUCAAGGAGAACAAUUAAAUCAUAUUGAACGCAAGCUGGACUUGGCCGACCAAAAAGCCUUUGAAGCAGAUGCCAAAACCAAUGAACUAAAAAAACUCAACCGUCCCUUCUUCCUCCCAACAUGGGGUGCCAAAUCCGCACGCAACGAAAACGGUAUCGCUUCUCGUGACGCACAACGUCAAGACCGUGAUAAAGCUCGAGACGAAUCCAAUCAACAACGCAACGACCGCAUGCAACGAGUCAUGGAUGCGCAAGCCAGUAUGGGUCCUCGUGGUGGAUCCUCGUACAGUACUCCAGCUGGCGUAGAACGUGAUGAUACAGAAGAAGAAAUAGAUGUCAAUUUGGAUCAAAUAAGUGGUGGGCUGUCGCGUCUGAAAUUCAUGGCUUCGGCAAUGAAUGAGGAGAUUGAUGGGCAGAAUGGGAGCUUCACGAGGAUUACGACACAGGCUGAUAAAGUUCAGGCUCGUGUUGAUAAUACGCAUAAAAAGGUGCAAAAGUUUUUGCCAAAGAAUCAACGCUCAUAA